Cyprinus carpio (common carp) is the source of this 2609-nucleotide messenger RNA. It is a transcript of the gene itpk1a, whose product is annotated as inositol-tetrakisphosphate 1-kinase a. Lineage: Eukaryota; Metazoa; Chordata; Actinopteri; Cypriniformes; Cyprinidae. Gene Ontology annotation, molecular function: inositol-1,3,4-trisphosphate 6-kinase activity; inositol-3,4,5,6-tetrakisphosphate 1-kinase activity; inositol-1,3,4-trisphosphate 5-kinase activity. Gene Ontology annotation, biological process: inositol trisphosphate metabolic process. Gene Ontology annotation, cellular component: cytoplasm. The record is from RefSeq and is a predicted model, not a curated record. The transcript has 11 exons. The coding region runs from base 332 to 1534 and encodes 400 amino acids.
UUACAUAGUUAAUCGACAGCAUUACCAAGUAAUAGACAGACCACUUGGAUAAAGACUGACGCUAGACAAGGGACACACACGCCGGUUUCACAGUGAUGUGUCAUGCUGUGUUUGUUAUGUCGAUAUGUGUUGCUGUCAUAUAAAUAAUGUGACGAAGUUGUCAUAAAGUUGAACAACUAUUUAGAGGGACACGCAUUCUGGUUUACACUAGCAAUCCUGGAUGGACUAUUGACGACAGUCUAAACCUGUAACUCGAACUUUACGAGACGUAAAGGAGAGAGACUCGGAACUGAUCAGAACGCAUUUAUUCAACACAUUGAUUCUGUCAGAGAUGCAGACGUUCGUGAAAGGAAAGAGAGUUGGAUACUGGCUCAGCGAAAAGAAGAUUAAAAAACUCAGUUUCCAGACCUUCGUGGAUAUGUGCAGGAAACAAGGCAUAGAGAUGAUCCAGCUGGAUCUGAGCCAGCCAAUUGAGAAGCAGGGUCCAUUUGAUGUCAUCAUCCACAAGCUGACUGACCACAUUGUUGAUGCUGACCAAAAUGUCACAGAGUCUCUGCUACUUGUUCAGAGUGUUCAGGACUACAUAGGUGCUCAUCCUGAAACGGUGAUUCUUGACCCUCUUCCAGCCAUUCGUACCCUGCUGGACCGCUGCAAGUCAUACAAGCUAAUCCAUAAACUUGAAGAAUCCAUGCAAGAUGACAGAAUCUGCUCACCUCCAUUCAUUGUCCUCAAGAGUGAAUGUGGCACUGAGACUCUGGAGCAGCUUCAGAAACAUGGAAUCACGUUCCCCUUUAUCUGCAAAACCCAAGUAGCUCAUGGCAUCAACUCCCAUGAGAUGGCCAUCAUCUUCAGUGAGGAAGAUCUGAAGGACAUCAAGCCUCCAUGUGUCAUCCAGAGCUUCAUCAACCAUAAUGCAGUGCUCUAUAAGGUGUUUGUUGUAGGAGAGGCCUACAAUGUGGUUCAGCGGCCCUCCAUUCGAAAUUUCCCAUCUGGACCCACAGACAGGAGAGCAAUAUCCUUCAACAGUCAUCAUGUGUCCAAACCAGAGUCCUCUUCUGACCUGACCUGCAGGGACAACAUGGAGGGCCAGUACGGGGAACCCAACAAAGAUGUCAUUCAGAAAAUUUCCAGAAGGUUACGACAGGCCCUUGGCAUUUCUCUGUUUGGGAUCGACAUCAUCAUCAACAACCAGACCGGCCAGCACGCCGUCAUCGACAUCAACGCUUUCCCAGGUUACGAAGGAGUCCCAAAGUUUUUCGAUGACCUGUUGAGUCACAUCACCAGCGUCCUGCAAGGUCAGGUGUCUAAUGGAGCAGCGAGUGGUCAUCUGAGACUGAACGGGAUAGCUCAGAGCCCAUCUGUGGCCUGCGGGAUGCACUGUGGCAUGCUGGGAAAUGAAAGCAGCUGGUUGAUGGACAGCGAGGGGAUAAAGAAGGGUCCCCAUCAGGGACUGAGCUGCGGUGGUGCUUGCAUGGCUCCAAACUUUCACCAGCAUGGCAGGUCGAGUUUAGCAGCGGAGACAUCCUCGCAGUGAUGCCACGAGCCAACGCUGUAGAAUAUUUCCUAACUGUUCACAAACCCAAUGAACCCUCACCAAAGGGUAGGUGUAUAGAAGAUUCCUUUGUGCCAAAUGUGAAUUGUGUAGGAAAUGAUUGAAUGUGUCUUCUCAUUUAUUUAAUUUCAUGUUUGGAAUGGUCAACCUGAUCUUGGAGAUGUAUAUGAUUAGAUUUUUUAUGAAUUUUGCACUGAACUUAAUUUGCAGAAAAAGGGCUUUGUGGAGAAACUACACAUUUUAAUGAUGUUAAUAUAUUAAUGAAAUACUUGAAAGGACAAUUGGUGUCAUAAUUUAAAGAAGUGUCCAGCUGGCACUAAGGCUUCUCUUUUUGCAUGUAUCAUAAAUUCUGGCCAAAUAAGAGAGAUUUAGUGCUGUCUGAAGCAAGCUGCUGGUAAUUAAUCAAUUAAAACAAGGCAACAGCAGCUCUGCUUGCUUUUUUAAAAAAGACUGAAGAGUAAGAUUUAUUUAAGGCUGAAUCAUUUCAUAUCUGAAGGGCACGUAAAAACCUCCCAUACUGGCAGGUGCUAUUAGAUUGUAUAGGGGUUAUGCAUUGAUUGCAAAUAGAAAAUUAACCCAAAAAAUGUAAUUCAGUCAUCAUGAUUUUCUUUCUUCGUUAGAACACAAACAAAGAUAUUUUGAAAAAUGUUCCAACUGAUUUUGUUGACACAAUGAAAGUCACUGGGGUUAAAACAACACUAAACCUUUCACUUAGCACUUUCAUUGUAUUGACAAAAAAAAAAAAAAAACAAAAAAAAAAAAAAAAACCUUUUUUUCCUUCACAGACAAACUAAAUUCAUACAGGUUUGGAAUGACAUGAGGGAGAGUAAAUGAUGACAGAAUUUGCAUUUUUGGGUUAACUUUCCCAGAAAUAUGAUUGACAAAUGUAUUAAAUUUGCUAUUUUUACAAUGUAUAAAUUUGUUAGUCUGUUUUAUCCCCAUCACGUUAUACUUGUACAUGAUGUAUAGUUUGUAAAUAUGGUAAUUUUUUUCUUUUGAGACUCUAAAAUAACAAAAGAAUGAAAAGGACAAUAAAAUCAAACUUUAUCACUGAGAA